UGGUGGGCGCGUUUAAUUUCAACAAUUCGCUUGAUUUUUUUUUUUAAUCAGUGACUUUUAACACGUAUUGUUUUGUCCUGAUUGCGAGCCUGAUUUCACAUGCAAUUGCGGGGUGGUGGUGGUGGGGAAGGUAUCUUGUCAUUUGUGCAUGGUACCUCCGUGUUUAGCUGAGCAUUCUUUACUUGCAGCUUAUCAAAAGGUCAAUUUGCUCUCCAUGAUUUCUCAAAGCCUCCUAAAUUUGCUGCUUCAAAGGGUGCCUGCCACAGCUCUUCAAGCAGCCUGUGUCUUCCAGUUUGCAAAAUAACGUCAGUUUGAGGAAACUUAGCAAAGGAAGAUGGGUAUGCCUGUGCUACCAUUUUUAAACUAUUAAGCUUUGAACUCUCCCAGAAUGCUGAGUAUGACACGAUUUGCCCUGGGGACCAGGAUUUUAGGGUUGUCUUUGCGUGGCAAGUCUUCCCUUGCUGCCACGAUGGCGAAAUAUCGGAAGAUGUGGAAACCAACAGAACCACAGAACUGGGCACUGGAUUAUCAAGAGAAAUACAUCCCGUUUUCCAAGAACCAACUUGUUGAUGCCCUAGUAAAGGAGUUCCACUCUUCUAAUCGCGAAGAACGCCUCUCAUUCUUGCAGUUUGUGUCUCAAGUGGACUCGUCACUUGUACCCCAUUACUACUCUGUCCUGGAGCAGUUAAAGACACUCUAUACACCUAUUAAUCCUGACCGGGACACACUUCAGGAGUUCUAUUUGACAGAUGCUGAACGGUUAACAAAAGAACAGGAUGUUUUGGCCAGGAUGGAACCACUACUGGAUCAGGCCAACUUCAACAAGCUGUCAAAAGAAGCACUGGCUUAUGCACUAAUUGUCAAUCACCCUCAUGAUGAAGUCCAGGUGACAGUGAAUUUGGAUCAGUAUGAAUAUAUAACAUUCUGGGCUCUUGGCCAGCGGAUAGGACCUCUGCGAGUGAUGACUGCCACUCGAGCCCAGAGGAGGGGCUUCUUCGGCACUGCUCGGAUUCCUGCAGACAGGCAUUACUUCAAACGAGUUAUAGUGGCUGCCCGAACUAAGAAUGCCCAUCUGGUGCUGAAAUGCUUCAAGGACAUCCCUCUGGAAGGUCUGGAGCAGCUGCUGCCAUCUGUCAAAGUCCGCACCUCCAUCUUCUACAGAGCUCUCCUCAAUACCAUGCUGAUGGUGAGCGGCUUGGCCCUCUUUGUCAACGUGGGCAUGGUGGUGCUCUCAGACCUCAAGAUAGGCACCACUACCCUGCUCUUCUUCUUUGCUGCCUUAAUGGCCUUCCGGGCCUGGAAGGUCUUUGGCCAGCGGCGGAACAUCCACUCUCUUGAGCUGGUGCAUAUGCUGUACUACCGCAGCACCUCCAACAACUCAGAGCUUUUGGAUGCCCUCACUCUGCGGGCCCAGGAGGAGCACGCCAAGGAAGUCAUCUUGGCCCACAGUUUCCUGCUGCGGUGCCAUCCGCAGCACCAGCACCCCUUGCCAAAGGAAACAGGUGUUGAAACAGACUCCAAGCCUGUUGAACAUCUGAGGGAACAGGUUGAGGCUUGGCUGCGCCUGCACUCUGGGCUGGAAAUAAACUUCUGUGCCGAACGUGCCUGCAAGCAUCUCAAGGAAUUGGGAAUUAGGGGAGCAGCCUAUCCUGUCAUUAGAUAAGAGCUUCCUGGGGUUGUUUUAGUUGGUGUUUGGGACUCUAAAUCAGCCUUGUCCCCACUGUCAAACCCGUGGUAUUGAGCAUGCCAAAUUUUGAGGUCAAGAGGAUGGAAACACUCAUUUUUCCAAAACACUAAGAAAACAGUGCCCUGUGGUGUAAUUACUCAUGGCACAUAGAUGCUUGGAAGCUAUUGGAUUUCAGCUACUGAGAUGUGCUUCCUUCAGCACCACAUCUUCUUCCAGAUAUCCUGCUGGAAAUGUAAUGUCAAUAUGUGCAUGCCAUGAAAAUACUAUUUGGGGUACAACAUUAAGCCUCAUUUUACAAAGCCAUAAUGCACCUCAGAUUCUCCUCUUUGCGGAGAGGGGUUUCUUGCUUUUAAAAUAUCCCAGCACUUUUUAUUAUACAUGCUACUUUUUUUUUUGUUUUGAGCUGCUUUUCUUUCCCCAAGGAAUGAGUGGAAGCAGUUUACAUUUGAAAUGAGCACUGUGCAAAGCAGUGAGUCUCUUUUGCAUUUAGGGCAAGAUGGGUUUUUAAUAUCAUGAGCUAUCCUGCUGGGGGCAUUUCUGAAAAAUAUAUUAACUCACUUCUAUAGCACUUUGAAUUGCAUAGUGUACACUUAAAGUCAUAUUGCAUGCUAGGCUUCCUCUCUUUAUUUUUUUUGGCCAGUUUUACAGAGAUUGCAGAGGUUGAUGCUUCCCAUGCUGUAUGGUCUUGAACAAAAUAGUAAAUUAAGGCAGUGUGUAUAGAAAGAUUGCAGUAGGUAAGUUUUGAAUUACUGGAAGAACAGAUCCCCAUUCCCCUCAGUUUUGUUACUAAAGCACACUAUUGGGUGGGUGGGGGCUCCUCAGAUUUGAAGACUAGGAAUUUGCACAUGGCUAAGGAAUUCUCAGUUACAGGGGCAGGGAGUGCAGUGCUGGAAAACCAGGUCAGGAAGAGAUCAUCAUGGGCAAAAUCUAUGUGGUUGCUAAGAGUUGACAAUGAUUUGAUGGCACAUCAUCAAAUCAAAGGAAUUAUUGGGUGCAAGAAUUGGAAUGAUUUUGCUGCUUGUGAACAUGUGAAUCUGAUCUUAUUCUACCUCCAUGGUGACUCCCUGUACUCCUGUCUAUAAGGAUCAGUAGUUUAUGUAUGUUCAACGCAUGUGUGCAUAUACUUGGAGAAAUUAGUUCUUUAUUCUAAAGAAUGUUCUUGGAACAGGUGCAGAAUUGUUCACUGCUAGUUGUAAGACAUGAGGCCUCUCCCACUUCCCUUUCCCACCUCCCUUUGUCUCAAGAGAGCCUCUAUGUUCCCUGUGGAAUUGCCACAGAGAAGCAUAUAUCAGAUUUGUAUUCUGUCCACACAGUGAGAUUAUUACAGCAGCAGCAACCCAGAAUUCUCUAGUUUCUGUUGAAAGCUCAAUCAUAGACAUUUUUUGCAUAAAGAUGAGUGAGGCAAGUGCUGCUUACAUGUACUCAUCUGGUCUCAAGAGAUCCAAAGGUAAACUCGUAGUAGUAUGAUGAUUUAGUUGAGAACAUUUCCACGCUGUUCACUUUGGAUCCUUCAAGUAGACCAGUGCUGCUAUCUACAGUUACCUAUUUCAAGAUGCUAACUGAGUAGCUGUUCCGUGCUGAUACCUAUCUGGAUGGUGGUAGGAGAGGAGCCUCAGAACAGAUGGCUUUAGCAUGGCUUUAAGCCUGAGCUUAUCAUGCCCAGAAUGAACACUGAGUCUGAUUAUCAUCUUCCACCAAAUGGGAAUGCUGUCAUAGUUUGUGGGAGAUACAGAAAUGUCUCUUUCUUUGGUGCAAUAAAUUUUUUUGUGCAUCACUGCA
Molecule: messenger RNA, 3466 nt
Organism: Python bivittatus (Burmese python)
Lineage: Eukaryota; Metazoa; Chordata; Lepidosauria; Squamata; Pythonidae
Source: RefSeq, a predicted model, not a curated record